Molecule: messenger RNA, 1315 nt
Organism: Hypomesus transpacificus
Lineage: Eukaryota; Metazoa; Chordata; Actinopteri; Osmeriformes; Osmeridae
Gene: dph5
Product: diphthamide biosynthesis 5
Exons: 7
Coding region: 182-1048 (288 amino acids)
Biological process (GO): protein histidyl modification to diphthamide
Molecular function (GO): diphthine synthase activity
Source: RefSeq, a predicted model, not a curated record
CCACAAACUAAAUCCAACGAAGAAAAAGCUUACCCGUGCUCACAUGUGUUUGUUUUUUCAAACAGAGACGACAUAUUGCUAAAUAAAUGCAACAACAAUUAAGAGCUGACGACGUGUUGUUUUGCAAACUCAACCAUUUGAAACUCGUACAUGUUGGCACCACACUGAUUUUUCUUUUGCAAUGUUUUAUUUCAUCGGGCUUGGAUUGGGAGAUGCUAAAGACGUCACCGUGAAGGGACUAGAAAUUAUUCAGAAAUGCAAUCGUGUCUACUUGGAAGCCUACACGUCCAUAUUAACGGUUGGGAAGGAUAAAUUGGAGGAGUACUAUGGACGGGAGCUCAUACUUGCAGACAGGGAUAUGGUGGAACAGGAAGCGGAUGAUAUUCUGAACGGGGCUAAUGUCAAUGAUGUUGCAUUCCUAGUCGUGGGAGACCCCUUUGGAGCCACCACUCACAGUGACUUGGUCUUGAGAGCUGUGAAUGCUGGGAUACCAUACCGGGUCAUCCACAACGCCUCCAUCUUGAAUGCAGUUGGUUGCUGUGGGCUCCAGUUGUACAAUUUUGGAGAAACGGUGUCAAUUGUAUUCUGGACCGACACCUGGAGACCAGAGAGCUUCUAUGAUAAAAUCAAGAAGAAUCGAAACAUGGGAAUGCACACACUUUGCCUGCUUGACAUCAAAGUCAAAGAGCAGUCCAUGGAGAACUUAAUAAGGGGCCGUAAGAUUUAUGAACCUCCAAGGUAUAUGACUGUGUGCCAGGCGGCUGAGCAACUCCUGGAAAUAGUACAAAACAGGAGAGAGAGGGGUGAGGAACUAGCCAUCACAGAGGAAACCAUAUGUGUAGGCCUUGCCAGGGUGGGAGCAGAGGACCAAGCCAUUUACACAGGGACUCUACGUCAGCUAGUGUCAUGUGAUCUUGGUGCACCUCUACACUCGAUGAUUGUGGCGGGGCACUUGCAUCCAUUGGAGGUGGAAAUGCUGCGUCUGUCAGCUGCUCCUGAGGCCCUGCAAGACCUCCAGAUGACCGACAGUUCCACAUACAUCUCCUAACAUCUCCUAACAAUCAACAACCCAACUGGCUGUCAUGUUCUGCCAAUGCUCCACUUAGCAAGGCAAACAUGUAUAGUGUUUAGAAUAAGGCUUUGUAUCAAAUAAGCUUUUUCCCGUGGUGAAGGCGCUUUCUUUUUUUCAUCUGCAAUUCAAGUGCCCAAUGCCUGGAGACCCUAACUUUUCAACUGGUCUACAUGCUCAAGAAGUCACAUAUUUUUAAGACUGGCUUCAUCUGUGUUUUGUGUUAAUAAACUGGCGUAAAUCAUG